Tarenaya hassleriana is the source of this 1745-nucleotide messenger RNA. RefSeq lists its product as uncharacterized. The transcript has 3 exons. Lineage: Eukaryota; Viridiplantae; Streptophyta; Magnoliopsida; Brassicales; Cleomaceae. Bases 168 to 1583 code for a protein of 471 amino acids. The record is from RefSeq and is a predicted model, not a curated record.
CCCGGGUUUCAAAAUCGGAUCUUCUUUCUAUUCGAAAACCACGAUUUCUAACCCUAGCCGCCUCCGAAAUUUCCCCAAUUUUUUCGUCGCCAGAUUUUUUCGUCAAAUUUCUCGCUCUGAUCCUCUCCUUCUUCCAGAUCGACGUUCGUUCUGAUUGUCAAAUAAAAAUGGGAUUGAAGCGCCCUUUUAAUGCCGAGGAGGUGCAGGAGUUGAACUUGAAGCACGCAAGACCACUUACUUAUGACAAUGACUUGACCCAAUUAGAUGUAGUUUUUCCAUAUCACGUUUCCUCGAGGAAGCCCAGUGUCAUAGAGGAAAUGAGUGACCUAUGCAGGUCUGAAAGUGAGGAUGAGAUUGAAGGUGAUACUUGGAAUGAAAAUGCAAGUUCGUUUGAGGAGGAUGCUGGGUCUGGUGCAACGAUUCAGUCAUCCCUCUCUCAUGAAUCACCUGAUUCAGUUUUCCCCUGGAGACCUCUUUCCCCUGUGGAGAAUGAUUAUUUCUGUCUUAUGGAUCGCUCUCCAAGAAAGCAAGUUCCGAUUGGGCCUAAUUAUCAGGCUGUCAUCCCCGAAUUUGGUAGGCCUGUCAAGGAAGAGAUUCUGGAUGAAGACGAAGAAAGACUGAUGGGAAAGUGCACAAUUCCAGCUCCUGAUGGCAAUGUAUCGGGAACUGAGGUUUGCGUAAUGGGUAAAGGAAGAAACGAUUGCCUCUGCUGGGACAAGGGCACUGUCAGAUGUGUGCGACAGCACACCAUGGAAGCCAGGGAAGACCUGAUGGAAACUAUUGGGUAUGAAAAAUUUGUGAAGUUAGGUUUCUGUGAAAUGGGGGAGGAAGUUUCCCGCAAGUGGACUGAGGAGGAGCAGGACCUCUUUCAUGAGGUGGUUUACUCCAAUCCAGCUUCACUGGAUCGGAAUUUUUGGAAGCACCUAGAGGCGGCAUUUCCUUCACGAACUAUAAACGAACUCGUGAGCUAUUAUUUUAAUGUAUUCGUCCUGCAAAGACGAGCCGUCCAGAACCGUUGCCAAAGCCUGGACAUUGACAGUGACGAUGAUGAAUGGCGAGCGGACUAUGAUACCUUUUAUGGAGCCCAAGCUCCUCCAGGUGAGGAAGAAGACUCUUUCCUGGGGUCUUCUUUUCACCGGCACACUGGCCAGGAAUACAAGAAAAGCCUCUCGCAUGGAGAUAACAAUGGUGAGAGCAACUGCAGUGAUGAUAAUGACAGUGACAACAACAACAACAUAGAUGGUGACAGAGGAGGCCAUAUGGAUAAGGUUUCAGGCAACGAUGGGGAAGCAGCGACAGCAGAAGAUGGGUCGUGCAUGUCUUUGGAGUUCCAACCUGGUUUGGUCUACACUCGUAGUCCUAAGGGAAACAAAGAGAAACCCGACACGGGGAAAUGUUGGCACCACCAUAGGUUUGAUGGGUGCUGCGAUAUUGUGAACCAGUUGUAUUCAUUCGAUGCAUGCGACACAAGACUGCUGCCAAACCCUUGGACCAAGAGCGUGGAUCUUCUACCGACAUCGAACAUGAUUGAGGAGAUAUUCGGACUAGAUGCCUGGGAAGAUCAUUCCGAGGGAAGUAAAUGAAGGGUUCUUCAAUGGUGUUCGUCUUCUCUUCUUUGUAAAUGGGAUUAUUUAAGAAGCACAAGUUGUAAAGCGAAGCCAUGAUUUUGUUUUUUUUUUCCCUUCUCUCUUGUAUAUCUAAAUUACUUUCUCCUGAAAAAAAAAAUGUAGAAAAUUUUGUGAAAA